AGCAGCUCAGGUUUGCAGCAAUGACAACUCAGUUUGCGGCAGCAGCAGUCCUUACUGGUCUUCUUGCUCUUGCAACACUUGCAAGCUGCAACACUGAAGGUGACAUACUAUACGCACAAAGGUUGGCAUGGAAGGACCCGAACAAUGUGCUGCAGAGCUGGGAUCCAACCCUUGUCAAUCCCUGCACCUGGUUUCAUGUCACUUGUAACAACAAUAACUCUGUCAUCCGUGUGGAUUUGGGCAAUGCAGGCCUCUCAGGCCCUCUGCUUCCAAAUCUGGGAGGACUGCAGAACCUUCAGUACCUUGAGUUGUAUGAAAAUAGCCUCAACGGUACAAUACCAGCAACACUGGGCAACCUGACUAAUCUUGUCAGCUUGGAUCUUUGGGACAACCUGCUUACUGGUGCGAUACCGACUUCGCUUGGUGCCAUCAGCACGCUGCGAUUUCUGAGGUUGUAUGAGAACAAUCUGACAGGGGCUGUACCUUCAUCGUUGGGCAAUCUGACGAGCCUUCUGAAACUGGAGCUUCAGAAGAACUCUCUAAACGGCUCUAUUCCGGCCUCCCUUGGCAACAUCAAAACAUUGGAGUUUUUGCGGUUGAACGAGAAUAUGCUGUCUGGCAUGGUGCCAUCGGAAGUCCUCUCUCUUGUCGUUGUUGGGAACUUGACCGAGCUAAAUAUUGCAAAGAACAACCUGGCCGGAACAGACAGAUCAUCAGGAUUGAGAGUGGCUGUGAUUAUCCAGGACAAGCUGAAGACGGCAUGAUGAGUUCCAGGAUCAAGACAUUGUUUUUCUUCAUGCACAUGUUGGAAAUAAACAAAUAAAUCCAAUGACAUGGAUUAAUCUAGACAUUUUGUAGUAGAACUUUGUGUGCCAAAUAAACUCUUAUUGGUCA
Phragmites australis (common reed) is the source of this 894-nucleotide messenger RNA. Its product is annotated as disease resistance protein BAK6-like. The transcript is spliced from 8 exons. The coding region runs from base 21 to 764 and encodes 247 amino acids. Gene Ontology annotation, molecular function: protein binding. The record is from RefSeq and is a predicted model, not a curated record. NCBI's taxonomy places the organism in Eukaryota, Viridiplantae, Streptophyta, Magnoliopsida, Poales, Poaceae.